Danio aesculapii is the source of this 2808-nucleotide messenger RNA. RefSeq names its product PTTG1 interacting protein a (gene pttg1ipa). The transcript has 7 exons. Gene Ontology annotation, cellular component: nucleus; cytoplasm. Lineage: Eukaryota; Metazoa; Chordata; Actinopteri; Cypriniformes; Danionidae. The record is from RefSeq and is a predicted model, not a curated record. Bases 166 to 837 code for a protein of 223 amino acids. Gene Ontology annotation, biological process: protein import into nucleus.
AAGCUGUUCUGCGAGUUGAAAGGGAAGCAAAACUACCAAACCUGCUCACAGUUUCUGGUUCGACGAAGUGUCGCUGCGCUGAGGGAGAUAUUUACAAUUAACAUUAAUUACUCAACCAUAAAAAGUCUGUUUUAUUUAGCUAUUCGCUCAUUUAAAGAAGAGAAAAUGAAUUUUGCGCCUCCUGUCUUCCUGCUUCUCGUUGUUUUGUGUUCAACCCUGGCACAGAAUACAACACUUUCUACAAGUACUACAACACAAUCUUCACCCCAGACUUUAACUACUCAGUCUGCAGGACAGCCUUCGGCUACAACAGGAUCUUCAACAACACCAUCUUCAACUACUACAACACAAUCUUCAACUACGACAACGCAGACUACUACUCAAACUACAACUAUUCCAACAACACCACAUCCAAGUUGUGAGAGCAAGAAUGGCAGCUGUGAGGAGUGCUUGGCCUAUGUGGAUUGUCUGUGGUGUUGGACAACUAAACGUUGCAUUACAUACCCAGCCAAAAGCAUCCUGCCUCCCCAUUCCCUCUGUCCACUGAAUGAUGCUCGAUGGGGACUUUGCUCAAUGAACUUCCAGGUAUUGAUCAUUACGUUGUCGGUGGCUGCAGCCCUGCUCAUCAUUGGGUUUUUGGUGUGUAUAUUCUGUUGCUGCAAGUGUGAGAACAUUGGAUCUUCUCGAAAUGAAAAUAGAUUUAAUCGACGGGUCGACAAAACAAAAACGAAACAAGAGCAGAGGAAAGCGGAGAUGAAAAUUAGGCACGAUGAGAUCCGUCAAAAAUAUGGUCUCAGCAGAGCAAGUCCUUACGCCAGAUUUGACAACCCCAACUAAAAUAUACUGGGCGCUUUAUUUCAUGGCCAAAUAUAUUUUUAUUAUCCGCUGCCUAGGAUAACAGUCCAGAAGAACGAGCUCAAAGUGAUUAUUUUACAGAAUAAUUUAAUUUAAAUGGGUGGUUCACCCGAAAAUGAAAAUUACCUCAUCAUUUAUUCUCAUUCAUGUGGUUUUAAACCUUUUAUGACUUUAUUUUUUUCUGUUGAACACAAAAUAUGAUAUUUUGAAAAUGCUGGUUGCUAGGACCCAUCGACUUCCAUAGUAGGGGAAAAAAUUACUAUGAAAGUCAAUAGCUGUGUCUCAUUUCAGAGACUGCAUCCUCCGAAGUCCACAGAGGACAGAUAUCGCCAUCAGGCAACCGUAACAGCUUUCGUUAUUAAGCGGUAAUCACAUUUGUAUUGACUUUUUUUUCAAAGUGAUUUUAAAAUGUAUUUUAAGCGAUCUGAAAGCAAAGCAAGGUUUACAAAAGCUAGAAAUAUAUUUCCUUUACACAUAAACAUGUAAACUGUCUAUAAAUUACUCUUUCGUAAGACAUGUCAUACUCUUUUAGUUUUUUAACAUGUGUUUAAAUAUCCAAGUAAAAUAAAACCUAAUUCAUACAUUUAAUUCUGAGCGUGCAAUUAGUCUUGGGAUGAUCAAGGCCAUGAAGGAUCUACCGGUUGUAUCCUUCAUUACCUGGGAAUCAAAGGAUGCAUUUUGAAGCUGCAUGUGAAGGAGCCUUCUAGUUUUUUUUUUUAAAUGAGACAGCCUUCGUCGCACCGUGAUGGCGCAGCGCACUUCGAAUGCAUCCUUCGGAGGAUGCAGCCUCUGAAAUGAGACACAGCUAAUGGGUGCCAGCAAUCAGCUUUUGUUAUCAACAGAAGGAGCUCGAAUAGGUUUUGAACAAGUUAAGGAUUGGUAAAUGAUGACAGAAUUUAAAUAUUUUGGUGAACAAUCCCUUUUAAGUAAUUUCUGUUUUAUUUAUAGAAUUUUCCACAUCGACUUCUUGUAUCUGUUUAGUGACUAAAAUCAUUGUAUUUUCACGUGUUAAUUCAAACAGCCUUGAAAAUAUUCAUCAUAUAUGUACAAAUGUGUAUAUUACUUUCCUAGUCUGAAAAUCAUUAAGGAAUAGAUAAAAAUGCUGAUAAAACACAUCCUAUGAAACAGUUGAAGUCAAAAUUGUAAUUUUGUAUUCUUUUUUAAAUAUUUGCCAAAUGAUGUUGAACAGAGCAAGGGAUUUUUCACAGUAUUUCCUAUAAUAUUUUUUCUUCCGGACAAGGUCUUAUUUCUUUUAUUUUGGCUAGAAUAAAAGCAGUUUUAAAUUUUUUAAAAAACAUUUUAAGGUCAAAAUGAUUAUUAAAAUUAGCCCCCUUAAGCUAUAUUUUUUCAAUAGUCAACAGAACAAACCAUCGUUAUACAAUAACUUGCCUAAUUACCCCAACUUACCCAAUCAACCAAGUUAAGCCUUUAAAUUGCACUUUAAGCUGAGUACUAGAAUCUAGUAAAAUACUAUGUACUGUCAACAUGGCAAAAAUAAAUCAGUUAUUAGAAAUUAGUUAUUAAAACUAUUAUGUUUAGACAUAAAACUCUUCUCUCUGUUAAAGAAAUUGUGAAAAAAAAAUAUAUAGGGGUCUAAUAAUUCAGGGGGGCUAAUUCUGACUUUAACUGUAUCUCCGUAUCAUAACAUUCUCGUGUUGAUUAUGCUGUUUAGUUUCUGUUCAUACUUUGUGGUUGAUCAUAAUGUCAUUGUAUAAAGAAGAACAAAAUUGGCUCGUCACAAUGAAACCUAAACUAUUCUUUGUGGAUUAACCUCACUCUCAUGUGGUCAUAUGAACAUCAUUCUGCUGGGUUUGAAACAGAGUGAAGGAUUACUCUUUAGUCCGUGACUGUUUCCAUUUCUAUAGCUGAAUACACAUUUUAAGAAGCUUCAUAAAUGCCUGCUCAUGCAGUGUAUUGGUUUAUUUUUGUUAUGAAUAAAUAUAAUUCAAAGUC